Messenger RNA from Oncorhynchus keta (chum salmon), 1026 nucleotides. RefSeq lists its product as uncharacterized. The record is from RefSeq and is a predicted model, not a curated record. The transcript has 2 exons. The coding region runs from base 1 to 1026 and encodes 341 amino acids. NCBI's taxonomy places the organism in Eukaryota, Metazoa, Chordata, Actinopteri, Salmoniformes, Salmonidae.
AUGACGGUUGCUAGGCAGUGGCUGAAGUGGUUCUUCCCUUCAGCGAACAACUACUGCCCCUACCCACACCACCCUACUGCCCUACCACCACCCUACCCCCUACCCUCACCACCCUACUGCCCCUCCCCGCACCACCCUAUCCCCUAUCCACCGCCCUAUCCCCCUACCCGCACCGCCCUACUGCCCCUACCCACACCGCCCCUACUGCCCCUACCCGCACCGCCCUAUCCCCUACCCACACCGCCCUACUGCCCUCCCCACCCUCCUACUGCCCCUCCCCACACCACCCUACUGCCCCUACCCACACCACCCUACUGCCCCUCCCCACACCACCCUACUCCCCUACCCACCCCCUACUGCCCCUACCCACACCACCCUACUGCCCCUCCCCACACCACCCUACUGCCCCUCCCCACCCACCCUACUGCCCCUACCCACACCACCCUACUGCCCCUACCCACACCACCCUACUGCCCCUCCCCACACCACCCUACUGCCCCUACCCACACCACCCUACUGCCCCUUCCCACACCACCCUACUGCCCCUACCCACACCACCCUGACUGCCCCUCCCCACACCACCCUAGGUGUCCACUGCCCCUCCCCACACCACCCUACUGCCCCUACCCGCACCACCCUACUGCCCCUACCCGCACCACCCUACUGCCCCUCCCCGCACCACCCUACUGCCCCUCCCCGUGUGUGUACUGCCUCUACCCGUGUGUCUACUGCCCCUGUGUGUGUGUGUGUACUGCCCUCCCCGCACCACCCUACUGCCCCUACCCGCACCACCCUACUGCCCCUACCCGCACCACCCUACUGGCCCUACCCGCACCACCCUACUGGCCCUACCCGCACCACCCUACUGCCCCUACCCGCACCACCCUACUGGCCCUACAUGCACCACCCUACUGCCCCUACCCGCACAACCCUACUGCCCCUACCCGCACAACCCUACACCCCUACCCGCACCGCCCUACUGCCCCUACCCGCACUGCCCUCCCCGCACCGCCCUACUGCCCCUAG